This is a messenger RNA of Sinocyclocheilus rhinocerous, 1944 nucleotides long. Its product is annotated as retinal rod rhodopsin-sensitive cGMP 3',5'-cyclic phosphodiesterase subunit gamma. The record is from RefSeq and is a predicted model, not a curated record. Gene Ontology annotation, cellular component: photoreceptor outer segment membrane. Bases 173 to 436 code for a protein of 87 amino acids. Gene Ontology annotation, biological process: positive regulation of epidermal growth factor receptor signaling pathway; positive regulation of G protein-coupled receptor signaling pathway; visual perception. Gene Ontology annotation, molecular function: cGMP binding; 3',5'-cyclic-nucleotide phosphodiesterase activity. The transcript has 4 exons. NCBI's taxonomy places the organism in Eukaryota, Metazoa, Chordata, Actinopteri, Cypriniformes, Cyprinidae.
AACCCCUGCACCGCUCGCAAAGAAAGCCGAGUGUUUACAUCCACUCCUCCACAGGAGAGACAUACAUAAGAAACGGUGCAGCUGCACCCAGUCAACAGCCUGUCAAUCAACAAACCGCACUACAUCACGGGUAGCGAAUACAAAGAAAAAUGACCAACAGUGACAAACAGCCAUGAAUCUUGAGCCACCCAAACCAGAGAUCAAAUCAGCCACCCGUGUCACCGGUGGUCCUGCCACACCACGCAAAGGACCGCCCAAGUUCAAGCAGAGGCAGACUCGCCAGUUCAAGAGCAAGCCACCAAAGAAGGGUAUCCAAGGUUUCGGAGAUGACAUCCCUGGCAUGGAAGGUUUAGGCACUGACAUCACUGUCAUCUGCCCCUGGGAGGCCUUCAACCAUCUGGAGCUUCACGAGCUGGCUCAGUAUGGUAUCAUCUGAGCCCGUUACCUUCCCGUCAUCCUCUGUGCAGUGAAGACCCCUUCCAGUCAUGUUCUCCAAACCACCUGCCUCCAUCCUGGCCAUCGUCUCCAAGUGGACCAUUCCAACUUUUAUAACAGAAUAAACACACAAAACAGCAACAUUUAUAAAAAUGGGAAAACUAAACAACAACAACAACAAAAAAUCUAUCUGACUAUCCAUCCCUCUGGUUUCUUUUCUUUCUUGCAGUCCAAGAACACUUUCUGCUCAAACAAUAGAACAGAAAAGAUCCAGUCAGAUUGCAUUCUGUUUACUUAGAAAAACUGCUGCUCCUUUUCUUUCCUCUCGUCUUCUUUUUCUACUCUCCCUCCCUGUUUUCUUCUGGAACACGAAACAUACAGAAGCAAGAUAGCCUCUGAGUGAGUAAAAGCAUGACACGUGCCCGUGAAAUGCCUGGCUUCUCAUUUCACGUGCCUCGGUGCCUCCUCUGUCCACCUGCGCCGAGUUCAUAAGAAAAGAUCAAAGUCCUGUAGUAGAGAUGAAACACCCUGCUGGCCGACAUUAGAUUUACAAAACUUUACUUCAUCACACUAUUUCCCCAUCAGGCUACCCAAGUGGGUCAUAAAUUUUCAAGUUUCGAUUUUAAAGUUUCAACCUUUUCACUCCCUUUUUUUAAUUUCUGAGUAUUCUGUGUAAGGAUACCCUCAGGAACCAUUCAUUUUUUAAUAUCAUAUUUACUUUGUGCUUUGCAACCCCGUCAUUCAGUGCAUCCAUAUUAGCACCCAUACAAGCACGAUUUCAUUUUUGGCUAUAAUUCUCGGUUUCAGUAAGUCUCUCGGACGACUGUUAGGGAACAGUGUCGGGCUGUCAUGUGUUUCUUUCAUCCGUGAUCAUUUUGUGUAGUUAUUUCGUUUUUCAUCGCCAUCAUCUGUCAUCCUCAUCAUCACAUCCAUCAUUGUGUCCCAUUUUAGUAUCAUUUCUAUCUAAUGUAUUCAUUACUUUCCAUUUGUAUAUUUCAUUGUAUAAUAUUAUUCAUUAUCAUUUAAUCUAUUCAUUUAAACGUCCUGUAUCUUUCAUGCAUUUAUGAUUUUCUACCCAAUAAUUCUUCUAAUUUUCUUUCGCUUUAUUGGCAUUGUGUCAAGUAUGUGUUUAUUUCCCUAUGUUUAUGUUUGUUGCAUGCUCUAUCUUUCACUAUUGUGUUAUAUGUUCAUUCAUUAAUUUGUUCAUCCAUUAGUUUAGUCACAUUCUAGGUUUUUCAUUUUGUAAAAAAAAAAAAAGAAGCCCAUUUCCUGCACAGUCAGAUCCUCAUGUAUCCACAUAUAAAAUUAUAUAUCCAAAGUAAAUUCUAUGAAAAGAUGUGGUUUGCACAAGCAUUAACAUAUGUUACUUUUUGCACAGAUCCUUUAUAUGUGUUAGGAUUGUGUGUCCUUCUGAAUCCUCAAGUUCUGAGUUGUUUAGGCCUGUAUUUUGCAGAUAGUGUUUCAGACUGAACAUGCAUCCGUUUUGAGGGCAUGUUUGGGGGUUGACAA